CUAAAACAGUUCUAAAACGCCACUUCCCACUGAUCCACUGAUCCACUUCAUCGUCAUCAUUCCUCCCACUAUGCUCGGCUGUCCCUCUCUCCGCAGUUCGCACAGCAUCCCAUCUGAUAACGGAUGCAAUGAUUCCACAUGCUGCGCUCUGCCUUACCUGUAGUGACGAAAGCUACCGUUUGAUUACCGUAUGCUGGCGAUUCAGGCCAUUCUUUUGUCCGGCGCGGUCGAGGCUAGCCCGACUUUCGGGGAUUUCGGUCUCUGGACGUCACCAAAUCCCCGCCGCUUACAGAACUUACAUGCCACACCUCCCACUUCCAGCUGUUCCGACUGGACGAACCUUCUCUGGAGCCGACCGCAGAUCCCCCAUUUAACGUGUUCCCUCUCAGGCAUCUUAGCAUACGCCUUGCCUGACGAUCAGAAACUGAAGGAACAAGGGACGGCCGCGACUGCGCGAGAUGUGAGGCCUAGCUUGGCAAACGUUGUACCUCAACCACCUUCUCCCCGAUCGCCGAUCACGACAGCGGGCAGUGAUUCCCGACCGGGCUCCCGAUCGUUGCAAGAGGUUCGUCUGGCUAUCUGGCUUUCAGACCACCUUGCGGUGACGUCGACCGUCGCCGGUGCCGGAGUGAUGACGGCCUUACUGGGUCGACCGUUCCUGGCCAGUCUCCUUCUACUCUUCCUCCCAACAUUUCCUAGUGUCCGCGCGGGGGAUGUGAGAGUAUCAUCUCUCCACGAUCUGCCCAUGUCGCAGUUACCCUCUUUCAUGCAGCUUCACCUCGCCCCUCCCGAGACAGAGGCCUUCCCAUUGACGUACAGCGUCUAUCCGCUUACUGAACGCGCAGGCCUGUCGAAUGACACCGAUAAAAGCGUGAGAACUGAGAGUUUCUGCCAGCGGGACUGCCGCGUAGUAGAGCUGUGGUGGCUAACAGCGUUACAGCAUUUCCGAAUUCGUGGGGACUUGGUGGCUGUCGAACUCCCGGCCAAUUCCGACCGCUUGAACAGCCUGGACACGAUAGCGUUUCUCGGUUGCGACAGCGAGAACGCAACGAAACUGGUCAAUCAGCUUGUAGCGAACAGGACCAGGGCCAUUUUGCUCUACAGCAUAGACGCAAACUGCUGCGCCGUGGACGGGGACGAAGACCUGAGCUACGCCUCUCUCUACACCAUGGCGAACGCGCAGGAGGCGGCCGAUACGCUGAACAACACGAUCCGAGCCGGAGGGGUCCUGCGGGCCAGCAUAUCCGGGAAUCCAGAUAUCGCCGGCAUCCCAACGGAUAGCCCGGAUGGUAAAAGGCACACCUCUGCCGUUGCCAUGAGCAUCCUUUAUAGCAUAACUGGCCUCGUUACUCUGCUAUUUUUGGUCAUCAUUGUGAUGGGCGCGAUGAAGGCGCGCCGGCACCCUGAGCUUUAUGGCCCUCGGGUGGGCGAUGCUGGCCGGCCACCACAGAGUCGGGCAAGAGGCCUGGCGCGGGCAGUCCUGGAGACGCUGCCGAUCGUCAAGUUCGGGGAUCCCAGACCGGCGAAGGCAGACCCGUCUCUCGAACUUGAAUCACAACCAUCAGUAACGGUACCAGAUCCGGCCAUGGGGACGAGGCUAUCAGCGAUUUCGGAAGAACCGCGGACGCCGCAAGUGCGCCGGAACGAUCCGGAAACAAUAACGGGCGCAGUAUCCCCGCCUGACUCGGCGUUGGUAACAAGUCAAGAAGGGGCCACCGCAGGUCCGGAUAAGGGCGAAACCAAUAGACAAGGCCGCCCUUCGGAGGAACGCGCUGUCUGUUCCAUCUGCGCUGAGGACUUUACUGUUGGAGAAGACGUCCGUGUCCUGCCAUGCGACCACAGAUUCCAUCCGCCCUGUAUUGACCCGUGGUUGGUUGAAAUUUCCGGGUCCUGCCCUCUAUGCCGCCUCGACCUAAACCUCCGACCACACAACAGAGAAGUAGAUGACCAUAGCAACGACCCCUUCCUCCGCUCCCCGCCCCUCGCAGCAGCCGAAAACUGGAGCACACACGGCGAUAGCAGCAGCAAUACCGAUCAUCACAACGGCGACACUGCUGGCAGCAACUCACAACAGCGUAGACGAUCCUCGCGCUUCCUCGAUCUUCACCGCCUGCGGCAUGCCUCAGUCGAAGAGGUCAUAGAGAUCCUCAGACGGCAUCGUUCCCAGCAGCAACAGCAGCAGCGCGAGUCGGCGCCACACGCGGUGGAUGGCAAUGGUGAAGCCGAGGACCAGCGCGGACGCAGGGCAAGGCUUGCCGAUCGACUGAAGGAGCGGUUCCAUAUCCGCACGAGGGUGCAGGGUCCUGCGGGUGCUGAAAUAACGCUGCCACCGCCACCGCCGACGACGACAACAUUAGAUCAGGGGCCCCGACCGGGCGACUCUUGAUCCCUCAGACAGAACGUGAGGUUUCCGACUUCCUCUCGUUCAUUUAUUUCUAUUCACAUGCACUUACAAUCAGUUUGCGAUACCCGUACCUUUGCCUUUCGUAAUGCUUUAAUGCCGCGUGGUGGUUACUUUCUGGUUCAUAUGCCAUCUCGUUAUAU
Chaetomium strumarium is the source of this 2544-nucleotide messenger RNA. RefSeq lists its product as uncharacterized. Bases 191 to 2386 code for a protein of 731 amino acids. The transcript has 2 exons. The record is from RefSeq and is a predicted model, not a curated record. NCBI's taxonomy places the organism in Eukaryota, Fungi, Ascomycota, Sordariomycetes, Sordariales, Chaetomiaceae.